AUGCCACGGCAUCGGACGCUAACGUGUUGUUGUUGUUUGUGUCUGCAGAUCGUCCAGAAGCAGCUGAAGAGGACAAAGAAGGACAACAAAAAGAAGGAGAAGCUGCAAUUCCUCCUGAAGAGGAUGGAGAACCAGGAGCGAGCGAGGCUGAGCCGCGAGCGGCAGAGAGAGAGAGAGCUGCAGUUCAAGAGGCUGCAGAGAGAGCGAGCCAAUCAGGGCGCGCGGCCAUUCUUCCUCAAGAACUCUGAGAAGAAGAAGCUGCAGCUGGCUGAGAAGUACCAGGACCUGAAGAAGAGCGGGAAGCUGGAGAACUUCCUGAGCAAGAAGAGGAAGAGGAACGCUGGCAAGGACCGCAGGAAGCUGCCCCGACAGACGCACAACGACAACGCUCAGUAACACAACGACAACGCUCAGUAACACAACGACAACGCUCAGUAACAAGACGACAACGCUCAGUAACACGACGACAACGCUCAGUAACACGACGACAACGACAACGCUCAGUAACACAACGACAACGCUCAGUAACACGACGACAACGCUCAGUAACACAACGACAACGCUCAGUAACACAACGACAACGUUCAGUAACACGACGACAACGCUCAGUAACACGACGACAACGCUCAGUAACACAACGCUCAGUAACACAACGACAACGCUCAGUAACACAACGACAACGCUCAGUAACAUGACAACAACGCUCAGUAA
Messenger RNA from Etheostoma cragini (Arkansas darter), 711 nucleotides. Its product is annotated as ribosomal RNA processing protein 36 homolog. Gene Ontology annotation, cellular component: nucleolus; 90S preribosome. The coding region runs from base 1 to 396 and encodes 131 amino acids. The record is from RefSeq and is a predicted model, not a curated record. NCBI's taxonomy places the organism in Eukaryota, Metazoa, Chordata, Actinopteri, Perciformes, Percidae. Gene Ontology annotation, biological process: maturation of SSU-rRNA from tricistronic rRNA transcript (SSU-rRNA, 5.8S rRNA, LSU-rRNA). The transcript has 3 exons.